GGCUGGGCUGGGCCGGGCAGGCGGAGCGCAGCGGCCGCCGCCGCGAUGGAGCCCGACUCGGUCAUCGAGGACAAGACCAUCGAGCUCAUGACAAGUCUGAGAAGGAAAACCCAUUCGAAUCCCCUUUCAUUCUGGAUUGGUGGAUCUGAAGCCCAGAAACAAAGUUUCAGCAUUGACUGUGUGUAGCAAACACGCUUUGAUCUUCAGGAGCAGAGUGGGACAGCGUUCUCCAUCAGCCUCCUGUGAAUUCAGUGUCCUAUCUAGAGCAUCGCUGUGUGUUCUGUGCCAAGGUCUUUGUGGCUAGGCUGCUCCAACCUGGUAGAGAGCAUGUGCGCACUGAGAUGCCUGCAGAGCAUGCCCAGUGUCAGAUGUCUCCAGAACACGUCAGUAAUGGAGGAUCAGAAUGAAGAUGAGUCUCCAAAGAAAAAUACCUUGUGGCAGAUAAGUAAUGGAACUUCAUCUGUGAUUGUCUCAAGAAAAAGACCAUCGGAAGGAAAUUACGAAAAGGAAAAAGACUUGUGUAUAAAAUACUUUGACCAGUGGUCUGAAUCAGAUCAAGUGGAAUUUGUGGAACACCUCAUUUCCCGGAUGUGUCACUAUCAGCAUGGACAUAUUAACUCCUACCUGAAGCCCAUGUUACAGCGGGACUUCAUCACUGCGCUGCCAGAGCAAGGCUUAGAUCACAUAGCAGAAAACAUCCUUUCCUAUCUCGAUGCCAGAUCCCUGUGUGCAGCAGAGCUGGUGUGUAAGGAGUGGCAGAGAGUGAUCUCAGAGGGGAUGCUCUGGAAGAAGCUCAUCGAGAGGAUGGUACGCACGGACCCGCUCUGGAAGGGGCUCUCCGAGAGGAGGGGCUGGGAUCAGUACCUGUUUAAAAACAGACCAACAGAUGGGCCCCCAAAUUCCUUUUACAGGUCCUUAUACCCAAAGAUAAUCCAGGAUAUAGAGACUAUAGAAUCCAACUGGAGGUGUGGGAGGCACAACUUGCAAAGGAUCCAGUGCCGCUCUGAGAACAGCAAAGGGGUCUACUGUUUACAGUAUGAUGAUGAGAAGAUCAUCAGUGGCCUACGAGAUAACUCCAUUAAGAUUUGGGACAAAACAAGCUUGGAAUGUUUGAAAGUAUUGACGGGACAUACUGGCUCAGUUCUUUGUCUGCAAUAUGAUGAAAGAGUUAUUGUAACUGGAUCUUCAGAUUCUACAGUGAGGGUCUGGGAUGUAAAUACAGGGGAGGUUCUCAACACGCUGAUCCACCACAACGAGGCCGUGCUGCACCUGAGGUUCAGCAAUGGGCUGAUGGUGACGUGCUCCAAGGACAGGUCCAUCGCCGUGUGGGACAUGGCGUCCCCCACGGACAUCACGCUGCGCCGCGUGCUGGUGGGACACCGCGCCGCCGUCAACGUGGUGGACUUCGAUGACAAGUACAUCGUGUCAGCCUCGGGGGACAGGACCAUCAAGGUGUGGAGCACCAGCACGUGUGAGUUCGUGCGGACGCUGAACGGGCACAAGCGCGGCAUCGCCUGCCUGCAGUACCGCGACCGCCUCGUGGUCAGCGGCUCCUCGGACAACACCAUCAGGCUCUGGGACAUUGAAUGUGGUGCCUGUUUAAGAGUGUUAGAAGGCCAUGAGGAGCUGGUUCGGUGCAUCAGGUUCGACAACAAGAGGAUUGUUAGUGGAGCCUAUGAUGGGAAAAUUAAAGUUUGGGACUUGCAAGCUGCUCUUGACCCUCGUGCCCCAGCAAGUACGUUAUGCUUGCGUACAUUAGUGGAACAUUCAGGACGUGUCUUUAGGCUCCAGUUUGAUGAAUUUCAGAUCAUUAGUAGUUCCCAUGACGAUACAAUUCUGAUUUGGGAUUUCUUAAAUGUGCCACCGAGUGCCCAGAACGAGACCCGCUCUCCAUCUAGAACAUACACCUACAUCUCCAGAUAACAGUCUGCACUUUACUGCCCUCAGAAGGGUUCCACAGUCUUGAACUACUGGAUUUUUGGCUACUACAUGCCUGAAGAUGAUUGACAGCUAAAGUCAGAAUUGGUUCUAGAUGCUGUGUAGAUGCAAAGCAGCACAAUUCUAUAUCUAAAUUUCUUAAUCUUUCCUGCUCUCAGUGGUCGUCUUUGAAUUUGCUACAAAUUCACUGACUUGGAGUAGAUGAGUUUCAGAAGCCUAUCCUUCCCUGCUGUGAGAAAUCCAAAGCUUCACAUGUAAAUUGUCUGUAGAAACUGAACUCUGAUGGCUUGUUUUUCAGAUAUAAAUCAGAAGUCAAGAAAGGACUUGGCCUAAUUUAUAUUGCUUUGCACUUUUGUCUGACUUUAAAGGAAAAAAAAAAACAUUCUCCAGUGAAAUUUGGGUGCCAAACACAUGCCCAGAAUGUACAGAGCUUUGCUUUCCAGUCACCACUGUCCUUUAGGCGUUCCCCAUGGCAGGUUCAGAGCCCGUUCUGUUCCAUAGGUGUACGUUGGACUCUUAGAAAUAUUUCUGAGUUGCUCAGUAAUAUUUUUGGAUUACAGUUUACUUGUUUCUGCACCAAUAAUUUCUUUUAAAUUAAAGAUUCCCUGUAAUUCAAGCUAGGUUAUCUGAACUAGUUGUAUAGCACUGUCUUUUCCUUUGCCCUGUGCUCUGUACUCGCCGUCCUGCGCUUCCUGAUGUUUGCUGUAGUCCCCUCCUUCCCUGUGUGCUUCCCUCAUCUCGGAUACUGUGUAAGCAUGUAGAUACCUUGUACAUACAGCAGAGCCUCUGGUGCCAGCCUCAGGGUGUCCUGACACUACACACCUAACACUCAGCGUGGUGGCACUUGGCAGCAGGAUGUCCCGACCCCUGGCACUGGUGGUGACAUGAUUACCUAGACACUGUCUCUGCAAAAGGAGGUUUUCAGUAUUCAUUAGUUGGGGUUUUGUUUUUGUUUUGGUUAUUUUUUGGUUUUUUUUUUGUUUUUUUUUUUUUAAUGGGAACUACAUAUUUUAAAAUGUAAUUUCUAAACUUUUUAAAAAUUAAAAACUGUUUAAUUUAUGUUCUGUAUCUUAUAUUUUUGUGCCGCGGGGUUUGCAGCUGUGUGUCUCUGACACCAGUGGGGCCUCCCAGCCCCUGCUGAUGUCCUCGGUAGCAUUAGUUUGGCUGCUCAGUGGAGAAGAUACCAUGGGCCAAAGUUCCAUUAUUUGUGUUUGAUUUGUGACACUGGGUGAUGGUGAGAGGAGCUCGUUCCAGUCACCGCUCUGCUUCCUGUGCUGGUGUCCCGGGAGGAUGGGCUGCCGUGUCCUGGCUCCUCCGUGCUUUGUUAGGGAGCCUCCACAGCUGCUUCUUCAGUUCUCUCGGUGUCCCUGUCAUCUGUGUGGUCACACGCAGCCCUGGUUGUGCCGGGGCCGGGAGGAGCCGUGCACAUGCGGUGGAUUCACUCGUGUGCGGGAGGGCUGGGCUGGCACGGGCUGUGCUGCCUCCCCUGUCUGUGUCUGUGCUGUUCUGUGCUGGCAGCAGCUCUUGCCUCUGUGGGGUUGUUGCCUUUCCCUGUGCAGUCCUGGGGCAGGGUGGGGACAGCGGGGCAGCUCGAGGUGUCACAGCCCAGCCCCUCACGGGGUCCCUGCAGGGCUCCCUCCCCGCCCUCCCUGUUCCUCCAGCUAUUUAUUCAUCCAGAUGAGCGAAUGUGAUGAAGUCCAGAAGAGCAAACUCGCUCCUGAGCGUCCAUAAGGUCACUUUUUGGUAAGCUUGACAGUAGUUCGUGCAAGUGUCUUACUUUACCCUUCUCAUCUAAUAGCUUUAAUAUUAAACUGUUUAAAAAAGAUCUGUUGCAGCCCUGAAGAAAAAGGUUCUUUGUUUCUGAAGAGCGGAGUCCUUUUUUUAAAAAUGCAUGUGUAAGAUUUAAAUUCCUGUUUUUCCUUGGGAGAUAAUGGUAUUUGGACAUGCAGUCUAAACUUCUUCGUGCUUUGUGUAACAUAGCAGUGGACUUUUGUGAUUGGCACCCAAGGAACUCGACUCCUGGGAUUCAUGGUAGUGAUCCUGGCUGCACUCUGGACUUUGUUUUGCUAACCAUAAUUGAGCAACUGUACAUUACUGCGAUAUUAAUGUUUCAAAGCACUGGGAUAGUCUAAUUCUAACUUGUAAUUAUGUUUGCCAAUUAUCUGUUUGGAAAGUUGGUGUAUGAACAGCUUCUUGAAACUGUUAAAUUGUACAGAUAUCGUUCAUGAUCUAAAGCUUUGUACUGUGGAAUGUGCUUAAUAAAAAAAACGUUUGAACUUAA
Melospiza melodia melodia is the source of this 4219-nucleotide messenger RNA. RefSeq names its product F-box and WD repeat domain containing 11 (gene FBXW11). Gene Ontology annotation, molecular function: protein dimerization activity. NCBI's taxonomy places the organism in Eukaryota, Metazoa, Chordata, Aves, Passeriformes, Passerellidae. The transcript has 16 exons. Bases 328 to 1923 code for a protein of 531 amino acids. The record is from RefSeq and is a predicted model, not a curated record.